Messenger RNA from Ananas comosus (pineapple), 1137 nucleotides. RefSeq names its product DNA-directed RNA polymerases II and IV subunit 5A. NCBI's taxonomy places the organism in Eukaryota, Viridiplantae, Streptophyta, Magnoliopsida, Poales, Bromeliaceae. Gene Ontology annotation, biological process: DNA-templated transcription. Gene Ontology annotation, molecular function: DNA binding; DNA-directed RNA polymerase activity. Bases 243 to 860 code for a protein of 205 amino acids. The transcript has 5 exons. Gene Ontology annotation, cellular component: RNA polymerase II, core complex; RNA polymerase III complex; RNA polymerase I complex. The record is from RefSeq and is a predicted model, not a curated record.
UCCAUUGACUAGUCCUAACUGAAAGCCCUAAACCCCCGUCGGUCGCCUCGCCCUCUUUCUCGCUCGCCUCCGCUCCUCCGCUCCCUCCCAACCUUCGUCACCGCCAGUCUUCCGCCACCUCCGCAGCUCCGCCGGCUUCCUUCUCUCCUGCGCCCGCCUUCCUCCGCCGCUGCUGGCAGCCUCCGCCGAGGGUUUAGUAGGGAGAGGGAGAAGAGGAGGAGGAGGAGGAAGAGGAGGAGGAGAUGGCAUCGGACGAUGAGAUCAGCCGUUUGUUCCGGAUCCGACGGACGGUGAUGCAGAUACUGAGGGACAGGGGUUACCUGGUCUUGGAUGUGGAGAUCGAGAUGAACAAGAGGCAGUUCUUGGACAAGUUCGGCGAGGCUGUGAGGCGGGAGGACCUCGUCAUCAACAAGGCCAAGAAGAACGACCCUUCCGACCAGAUUUAUGUGUUCUUCCCGGAAGAACCGAAAGUUGGCGUGAAACAAAUAAAACAAUAUAUAGAACGGAUGAAAGCAGAGAAUGUGAUGCGAGGAAUAUUAGUUGCUCAACAGAAUCUGACUCCCUUCGCCAGAUCAUCCUUGCUUGAAGUUUCUCAGAAAUAUCAUUUGGAAGUUUUUCAGGAGGCAGAGCUUUUGGUCAACAUCAAAGAGCAUGUACUUGUACCAGAGCAUCAACUGUUGACUCCAGAGGAGAAGAAGACACUGUUGGAGCGCUAUACUGUAAAAGAAACUCAGCUUCCUCGGAUUCAAGUUACGGACCCAAUAGCGAGAUACUACGGCCUAAAACGUGGGCAGGUGGUGAAGAUCAUUCGACCGAGUGAGACUGCAGGAAGAUACGUGACCUAUCGAUAUGUUGUUUGAGUUCCCAACCCCCCCUUCAAAUAUAUGAGCUCCUCUUAGUGUGCUUAAUGUAGUUCUUAGUGCCUAAUCUAAAAAGUGUCAGAGUUUGUGCCCUUUUGCUAAAAAGACUAGAGAUGCACAAUCUUUUAUGAACAUUGCAGAUUGUAAGCAGCAUGAUCCUUUUCUUGAAUUUUGUAUGCUCAUUGUUUCUCUCUCUCUCUCUCUCUCUCUCUCUCUCUCCCCUUUUCUUUUGUGAUAAGAAUGUUGGUCAUCUGAAUGCAGCAGCUGCUUUAUUUUA